This is a messenger RNA of Trichomonas vaginalis G3, 933 nucleotides long. Its product is annotated as phosphoprotein phosphatase protein. The record is from RefSeq and is a predicted model, not a curated record. Gene Ontology annotation, cellular component: cytoplasm; nucleus. Lineage: Eukaryota; Parabasalia; Trichomonadida; Trichomonadidae. The transcript has a single exon. Bases 1 to 933 code for a protein of 310 amino acids. Gene Ontology annotation, molecular function: protein serine/threonine phosphatase activity.
AUGGGCGAUUAUGUUGAUCGUGGUGAUCUUUCCGUCGAAGUUGUCGUUUUAUUAUUAUCAUACAAAAUCGCUUAUCCGGAGAAUAUCUAUAUGAUCCGCGGAAAUCAUGAGUUCGAACAAAUCAAUGAAUACUAUGGAUUCAAAACUCAAGUCAUCCAGCAAUAUGAUGAAGAAAUAUUUGAUUUUUUCAAUAAAGUAUUCGCAUAUUUGCCAAUUGCUGCAGUUGUCAAUAACAAGUACUUCUUAGUCCAUGGAGGUAUUAGUCCAAAACUACAAACAUUGGAUCAAAUUAAAAAUUUGAAGCGACCGAUUACAUCUUUUACAGAAGGAGACAGCCAUGAACUUGUUUGUGAUCUAUUGUGGAGUGAUCCUUCACAUGCGAGUUACUAUUACAGUCCAAAUCCAAGAGGAUUCGGGGUUAAUUUUGGAGUUGAAGCCACAUUCAAAUUUUUAACGAUUAAUAAACUUUAUGGAAUCAUAAGAGCGCACCAAUGCAUCACUACGGGAGUUGAAGAGCAUUUUGGUGGAAGAGUUAUAACUGUUUUUUCAUCGAGCUAUUAUUCACCAUAUCCUCCAAAUGCAAGUGGUGCUAUCUUGAUUACUAGUUCAGAACUUAAACCAGUGAUAUAUAAGCCAUUGCCGCACUUUCAGAAGAAUUUUUCUGAAUUUAAGUGGGUCCAAGUUGAAGAAACCGUCCCAUUAUGUUUAAGAAGAUUGGGAUCAAGUAAGCUUACAAAUAGAAGAAGCAACUCUCUCAAGCUUAGACGCUCCUCACAUGUAACUGAUUCCUCGCAUUCACUCAAACUCGAGAAGAAAAUCACGAUAUACAAAUCUAGUACAGAUAUUAUCAUCCAUUCUCCUUCAGCUGAUCUUUUACCGAUCAAUGAGAAUAAGAAGACACCACUGAACACAAGCUCCAUUCUAAUUGAGUAG